UUAUUAGUCCAGGUGGCAGGAGGAGUAUUGUGCAAUUGGCACAACGCAUGACCCGUAGCUUCUGUGCUGUUGUCUGUGCAAACAUGUACAGGUGGGAUCCUAUCCAAACCGGGAAUGGAAAUGAUCCUGCUGCUGUUAGGUUGAGCAUGCGUAAGAGUCAAGGUGAGCCGGGAGAGCCGCCAGGAGUGGUGUUAAGUGCAACCAAGACCAUUUGGUUACCAAUUACAAGGCUGCGCUUGUUUGAUUUCCUAAGGAGUGAAGAAACCAGGAACCAGUGGGAUGUCUUGUCCAAUGGUGCCUUGCAACAGAUGAUCCACAUUUCUAAGGGCCAGACCGAUCCCGCCAACAGAAUCUCUAUUUAUCGAAACACUGCUUCAGCUAGUGUGAAUCAAAAUAGCAUGUUGAUGUUGCAAGAGUCGUGCACUGACAUGUCUGGGUCCAUCAUAACAUA
Molecule: messenger RNA, 451 nt
Organism: Cuscuta epithymum
Lineage: Eukaryota; Viridiplantae; Streptophyta; Magnoliopsida; Solanales; Convolvulaceae
Source: the annotation of a GenBank genome assembly